AUGGACGGUUACAAGGUAAAACUGACGUGCAAAGUCUGCGCUGAUUCCUACUUCGGUGCCUCAACAGAUCCACUAGCACGUGAAUUCGCCCAAAAACACCAGGACCCACAUCCCUACAAAUGCCUGAUCUGCACACGCAAAUACCUCACCAAAAAUGCCCAAAUAAAACACCUCUCGAGCCACCACCCGAGCGACUGUUUCUUCUGCGAUAUUUGCCCUUACGCAGUUCGCCGCAAGAUCUACCUGUUAAACCACAUCAAAAAGAAACACCCACACCUGAUAGACAAGGACAAAGAGAACACAACAGGUAAAUACGAGGGUCUGAGGAGCCAGUUAAAUCGUCAAAUCGAGGUGCACAAGCUACCACUUCCUGGCCAGGAGGUCAGUAGUCUCAUGAGCCUAAGAAACCGCGAUGUUGUUGUGCAUGACGAGACGACAGAAAUUUUUAAGUGUGACUACUGCACAUAUCGGGCCAGGGAGAAAAAGAGAUUGACCUAUCACGUGAAUAGGUAUCACAAAGGUAUUGGGGUGAAAUAUUCCUGCGAGGAGGUGAUACUGAUAUCUGACAACCUGGAAGAGCGUAUCAAAAGCCGAAGGCCACCACCAAAGAUGUACAAGUGCGAUCAGUGUGACAGGAGCCUUCGAGGGGCUUCCAAUCUCAAGAGGCAUUUAUUAACACACAGUGGUGUUAAGUCACAGCAGUGCACUAUUUGCCAGAAGCAUUUCUCGACGAGGAGUUCGUUGAGACAGCACUUGCUGACCCACACGGGAAAGAGACACUACUGCUGUGAUAUCUGUGGAAAGACUUUUGUACAGAAACCAGCACUCACUGCACAUCGCAGACAGCAUCCUGGAAAGCUUCCACCCAUGCCCAAAGUCUACAUUGAUUCUUUUAUCGAGAAAAUUGCACCUAGUGUUAUCAGUCGCUCUUCUAAGUCCUCUGUAGGUGUUGAUGUUAAAGGCAAAGGCUCAACUUCGAGAUGA
Messenger RNA from Fopius arisanus, 984 nucleotides. RefSeq names its product zinc finger protein 26-like. The coding region runs from base 1 to 984 and encodes 327 amino acids. The transcript has a single exon. The record is from RefSeq and is a predicted model, not a curated record. Gene Ontology annotation, biological process: regulation of transcription by RNA polymerase II. Gene Ontology annotation, molecular function: DNA-binding transcription factor activity; RNA polymerase II cis-regulatory region sequence-specific DNA binding. NCBI's taxonomy places the organism in Eukaryota, Metazoa, Arthropoda, Insecta, Hymenoptera, Braconidae.